Messenger RNA from Daldinia childiae, 528 nucleotides. RefSeq lists its product as uncharacterized. Lineage: Eukaryota; Fungi; Ascomycota; Sordariomycetes; Xylariales; Hypoxylaceae. The record is from RefSeq and is a predicted model, not a curated record. The coding region runs from base 1 to 528 and encodes 175 amino acids. The transcript has a single exon.
AUGCUCGGAAACAACAGCACCUCGUUCUGGUUUGGCCUUUGCCUACUGUCCACCUUGGCCAGCACCGCUGCUGCAGGAGGUGCCGUGCUGAGGCGAGAUUGCUCGCCGACGCCUGUGACGGCGCCCGAACCAACCGGAACUGCCUGCGACAACCCUAACCAGACAACCGGGUACCCAGACUACAACGCUUUCUGCCAAUGCCCCCCCUACACCGCCGACUCCCCGGCAUUCGGAAACCCGUACCUCGGCCUAGUCAGGUGCGACACCAAGUGUACGCCCGCCGUCGCUUCCCAGACCUUGAUCCGACCGGAGAACGACAGCCUGGACUCUUGCAUGAAGGCCUGCACGGGAUCUUUCGAGAAGGCCAAGCGCGGCGAGCUGAGCGAGAGGCAGGACAGCGACUACUGGUUCUGCCACGGUGUAAACUUCGUCCAGGGAGAACUUUGCGAGUUUAUUGGAUCGCUUGGCUCUACUGAGUUUGUCGAGGGCGGAUCGGACUGCUUGUACAUCGACAGCCUCGACUCUUAA